Messenger RNA from Cryptococcus deneoformans JEC21, 2801 nucleotides. RefSeq lists its product as hypothetical. The record is from RefSeq and is a predicted model, not a curated record. Lineage: Eukaryota; Fungi; Basidiomycota; Tremellomycetes; Tremellales; Cryptococcaceae. The transcript is spliced from 13 exons. Gene Ontology annotation, cellular component: nucleus. Gene Ontology annotation, molecular function: DNA-binding transcription factor activity, RNA polymerase II-specific; transcription cis-regulatory region binding; zinc ion binding. The coding region runs from base 51 to 2351 and encodes 766 amino acids. Gene Ontology annotation, biological process: positive regulation of transcription by RNA polymerase II.
AUCUUGUUGUUCAAUCCAUCUACCUCUUCCGUAUUCUCAUUAUCUAUACCAUGUCACUUCAUCUCGACUAUGCGGAAAUCUCAAGACAAGCUAGGCGUAUUGUUGAUGCCAACAGGGCCAAAACAAUCAUGGAACAAGCUCCCCAGUCGAAGUCCUCAUCCAAAAGAGUUAAAUACACCCGUUCCACUGCUGGCUGCCUGGCGUGUCGAUCUCGGAAAGUCAAGUGCGACGAGACUUUACCCGCGUGCCUUCGAUGUGUAGCUGCGCAAAGGGAAUGCGAGUAUCCUCCUCCAGGAGAGGCUGGACGGAAACGAAAGAAUGGAAGAGGAAGAAGUGGGGAUAGUUCCCAUGCUAGUGAAAGCGGGGCUGGAGGUGAGAAGAGAGCAAGGCUGAGCGAGAGUGUUGGUGGUAGAGAUGACGAUGGACAAGCAACAAGCCGAGGUCAGAGACAUGAUGUACAAGGUCACGAAUGGAUGGAAAUUGGAGGAGGAACAAUGGUGAGGGGGGCUGGAAAUGAAGGAUGGGCGAUGGAAAGAACGACAGUACAAAAGGGGCAAACGGAUCCCUCGCCUCUGAACGGGACGUCACUGUCACCUAGCGAUUUCCUGGGAGAUGGAACCAGCAGGAUGGGGAUAUCGCCUGGAGAUCCACUGAAUUUUUCCACCACUGACUUUAGCUUCCUAAACGAGUUCAUCCCCUUUGUCAGUCCGCCUUCGCUUUCCAAUGCCCAGGCUUCGACAUCUCCAAAUAACCCCACUUCUAUCUCCAAUUCGACGAGCAAUAAUACCGUCUUGCCUCUCAACGCCGUUGCUUCAGCCUCGGCCUCUUCCUCAAAGCACGCACCCUUACCUCAGUUCGGAAACUUUUCCAAAUCUUUACUGCUUAAUCGACGAAAGAUUAAAGUAGGCGGGUCAGAGCUCUUAGGGCAAAGCGACGGGACAAGAACGCCAUCUGUCCCUCCUUACGCGAUUCAUCCGAGAUUACAAAUGGUGGACAGCUUCUUACAAGCAUUCGCACAUGAUGAAGCAUUGUUUGAGUUUGGCCCUUCACAUCGCCAUCGUAACUUGUCCAACAACACCCUCACUGCAGGAAGCAUCGACGUCCUUUCCAAUGCUUUCCCUUCCCCCACUGCACGGACCCUCUUCCAUCAUUACUUCAACACUGCCUCGCGUAUCCUCAUCACAAUGGGCAACAUCGGCCCGAACCCUUUGCUCGCGGUAUGUACACCUUUAAAACUACUUGAUACCAACUCGGCAGCGUCAGCUGCGAUCCGAAUGAGCAUGCUUAGUGUCGGAGUGGCCCAUUUCACGCACGAGACCAAAGAUGCGGUCGGGAAGAAUGAAUUGGGUCGGAACUGGGAAACCCAAAGAAAGAAAUUGAAAGAGAUGGGAAGCAAGUUUAAGAAGGCGGCGCUGUCGAACAUAACUCUAGCUGCACGGGCACAGAACGGGCCAGAUCAGAUCGACAGCAUCCUGGCAGCUUGCACCCUAUUGUGCAUCAGAGAUGUGAUCAGCGCUGAUCCGACAUGGCGGGAUAAUCUCGAGUUUGCUCUGUAUCUCAUUGGAAAGCAAGGUGGACCCCAAGCGAUGCUUCAAGGUACUGGAUACUCGUUCACGAGGAGGUAUCUAUUGGAGAACCUAGCCACGCACGACGUCUUUGCAUCAUUUAUCACCGGCAAAGAGCCAGCAGUACUAGGGAACUAUGAUACAUGGUGGUUUGACAGCGUGGAAACAUCGCAGACAAGAUGGGAAUGGGAGUCGGUAGAGAGGAGUUUUGGGAUCUCGAGAGCUAUGGUUGACCUUGUCGCUAGGAUUGCCGUCCUCGACUCCCAAAAACGUCGGCUCGGUGUUACCCUGCAAGGCGGCAUUGAAGAGAUGUGGGAUGUUGCUCAGCAUUUUGAGCGGGAGUCUCAUUGCUUGCUACUAGAGCUAGACAUCUGGGGAAACAGUUUAAAUGCUUUGCCUCAGCAUGUCAGGGUGACGUGCGGCGAUUAUAUCUACAAGUACAUGGCGGUCGUUUUUAUUCUUGCGGACAUCCUUGAACAACCGAUAUCAACCCCUCGAAUCGUUAAAUGCAUCGAUCACAUCCUCGAGCUCCUAUCGGAAGCUUCCGCCAUGCGCAUGUCGGUCAUGUUAAUCUGGCCCCUUCUCAUUGCGGGUGUUUUUGCACUCCCCGAGAAGAGGGAUAAAGUUAGAGGAUUGUUUGAUGCUUUCCAAGGCGAUUACUGUGAGGACUUGGAGGUUGCUCGCGAGUUGAUGGACGAACAAUGGAGGGGAAUAGAUAACGGAGAGGGGAAACAGCCUUGGGACAAAGUAAUGAACAAGUUGGGGAAAUAUGUCUUGUUGAUCUGAUAUUGCUUACUAUUGUACUUCUUUGUACUCUUGGCCUUGCGUCACUGUUGGAUGCCUUGUUUUGGUUUUUGGGAUAAAAGCGACUAUAUUACAGUAUGACUGGUCCGUAGUACUCAUAGCUAUUAGGGAUACCUGUGACCAUUUCGCCAGUGAUCAUGGACUCAUGAUCAGCACACAAUUUGGAUACCUUCCCACACGACAAGAACACUAUCUGUUAUACCUACAGCAAAACCAAGAGGAAGAUUCUUAGUAUAUUCACGUUUUGAGAACGAAGGUCUAGCUAGAUAAAUGGGAAAAAUCCAGAUAGUUACGCCGCAUACAACAAGAUCGCGGCAAGGCACACGAUGUGGCAGCAGCCUGGAUUUUAACGUCAUGAUUGAGUGACUAUGUGUUAGCGUAAGAGUGGAUGUUCGGAGAUUGUGGAGAGCGAUGAUCAUUAGUCUUGAACAU